Messenger RNA from Archocentrus centrarchus (flier cichlid), 2449 nucleotides. It is a transcript of the gene pkp1b, whose product is annotated as plakophilin 1b. The transcript is spliced from 13 exons. Gene Ontology annotation, molecular function: protein binding. Bases 57 to 2267 code for a protein of 736 amino acids. NCBI's taxonomy places the organism in Eukaryota, Metazoa, Chordata, Actinopteri, Cichliformes, Cichlidae. Gene Ontology annotation, biological process: cell-cell adhesion. Gene Ontology annotation, cellular component: adherens junction; cytoplasm; plasma membrane. The record is from RefSeq and is a predicted model, not a curated record.
CCACCUGGCUGAGGAGUUUCCCUUCUGCUGUGGAGCCGUCGGGACAGUUAAAAGAAAUGUCGAAAGGAAACCCACUAAAAUCAGCCCUUUCCAUCGGGAAUGUGGACGACACGGCGCUUGCUCUGCCGUCUGUUAACCAGACCCGAACCGCACAGCAGCGCGUCCUGGAGCAAGUUCAAAGUAUAAAGCGGACAAAGUCGAGAAUCAGCAGCAGCAGCAGCAGGAGUGGAUCUACUUUGUCUCCAACAAGCCCUUCGUAUGACUCAGUGUUUGAAGAAACUCAGAAAUCACCGCAGAGCACCUCAAAUGGAAUCGUCUUCUUUAAGAAGAGCUUCUCUAGAAGUCUCAGCCAAGAGAAAAACAUUGCCCAGCAAAAAGUCAACAUCUCAAUGGGAUCCAAUGUGAACAGAUACACAACAUCUUCUCACUAUAAGAGGUAUUACGCCCCCGCUGGGCUUGUGGGAGUUGGUCGUGGCAACACCAGCCGCAGCGAGCCUGAUCUGCUCUCGCACCAGCGCUCAGUGCCUCCACGUUCGGUCCCAUCAAAGAGAAUCCAAACCAUGAAGGGCAGUGCCCACAGUUCACAAAAGGUCACCAACCAGUUUAUAAUAAAUACCACAGCAGCGGCUCCACCUCCACCACUGAAUGCUGCAAACGGUCAGAUUAAAUCAAGCAACCAGUUCAUAUGCAGUAGAAUUGACACAGUUAAAGUCCCAAAGCCUGCUGUUACUGAGUCUACAUCCAAAAGCAAAAAAGUAGAUGCUGGAUCAAAUGGAAACGCGAAAGUUGCUGAUAUCACUAUGAAGGAAGCUGUGGACUAUCUAUCCAGUACCGAGGAGACAUAUCAGCACUGUGGAGCUUCCUACAUCCAGCACAGCACUUUCAUUGACAACAAAGCUAAAGAGGAGGUCUUAAAGCUCAAUGGCAUCCCCCUGCUGGUGAAUCUGCUAUGCAGCCCCAGUUUGCAAGUCAACUCUACGGCCUCGGCUGCUCUCCGUAACUUGUCCUUCAAAAGCGACAAAAACAAAGAGGAGAUACAGCGCUGUGGUGGGAUCACGCAAGCUGUCGCUCUGCUCCAUAAAGCAGGUUCUUUAGAGCUACAGAAACAGCUGACGGGUCUUCUGUGGAAUCUAUCGUCCGUAGAUGAUCUGAAGCCUGAGCUGUUAAAGAGUGCACUGCCUGUUUUAAUGGAGCGUGUGAUUCUCCCCUACACAACAGGUCCCAACCAGGAAACCAAUAACAGCCAAAAUCCUGAAAUCUUUACUCACACCACAGGAUGUCUUAGAAACCUCAGCAGUUCAAAGCACAUCUACAGACAGACGCUGAGAAAAUGUCCAAGUUUGAUUGACAGUUUGGUCAGAUAUAUCCAAGGCUGUGUGGAAGCAGGAAAACCAGAUGAUGAGUCUGCAGAGAACUGUGUGUGCAUCCUGCACAAUCUGACAUUCCAGCUGGAGGCCGAGGCUCCUGAUCUUUUCAGCAGGAUCAAAGCUUUGGGUAAAAAUAUGAACAGGAGCAACAACCACGACAACGCUAGCCCUGUUGGCUGCUUCAGCACUCAGAGCAAAUCACUAGAACGUGAGUCUCACUUUGACUUCCCAGUCAUUGAAGAUCCACAGCCUGUUGGGCCAGGCUGGCUGUUCCACUCCAAAACAAUGGGGAAUUACCUGUCUUUACUCAGUUCUAGCCAGCGAGAGGAAACACAGGAAGCCUGCUGCGGAGCACUGCAGAAUCUCACCACACAUGAAGGCAUUGUCUCCACUAUAAUGGGUCAGACCAUUGUGCAGAAACUGGGUGGGCUUCGGGUUAUUGGUCCCCUCUUGAAUUCAAAGAAAGUCAACUUGCAGAGGAACACGGUGGCUUUGCUCGGAAAUUUGACAAAGAACCCAGUCCUGCACAGUGCGAUCGGUCGUAAAGGCCUUCCAGAGCUGCUGGAGAUCCUCAGCAAUGGCACCACGGGAGCGAAUGAGUCUGAUGAUAUUCUUUCCAUGGCCUGCCAGGCUUCCAGCUGCCUGCUUAUGAAGAAUCCCGAGAUGAACAAGAACUUAUUGAACAGCAAACUGAUAAACUCAUUGAAUGAUAUCAGCAAAAACAUAUACUUCCCCAAAUCCAGCAAAGCUGCAGCUGUGCUUCUUUGCAAACUCUGGUCAGACAAAGAUUUACAAAGUUUCCUGAAAAAGCAAGGGAUGAGUAAGUCCUCAUUUGUGAAUGACAUCACCAUUGCUGCGCAGCGGUCGCUUCAAGAUGCUGACGUAACAAGAACGGCUUGACAGACCCGUGAAAGUUGUUCACUGAAGUAACUCGCCUGCAAAGUCUCCGCACAACCACAGGACUUAAAAUCACAGAAUCGGACCUGCAGCCUUUCUCUUUUCAUUCAUAAAUCAUUACACGACCCUUUAAAUGCUGUAAAGUUAUUUUUCUUUGAGAUGUACCAAAUUAGCCAAAAAAAAAA